UGUUGAGCUAUUAUAUAUAUAGAUAUGAGUUAUCAACAAAUAAACCUAUCCAUGCAAAUACAAAAGCCAUAAAAACCUAACAUUAUUACAGGAAAGUGAAAGAAGGUUGUGCUUGUGCAUACAAUGGAGGUUCCAGAAGCCGAGAGGAACGCGACACAGAAAGCUAUAAGUUCGACAUUUAAAAGCACGGCGCAAUUGGCAAACCUUCUACCUACAGGAUGUGUGCUUGUUUUCCAGGUUUUGUCACCAAUCUUUACAAAUCAUGGAAUCUGUGACUCAGCCACUAGAUCAAUGACUUAUGCACUUGUGAUUCUCUGUGGUGCAUCAUGCUUCGUGCUAAACUUUUCUGAUACCGUUAAAGACACCGAGGGGAAUAUUUCUCACGGAUUAGCCACCUUUAACGGCUUGUGGGUCCUCGAUGGUUCAACGAAACUUCCACCUGAAGUCGCUUCAAAAUAUCGGAUACAGUUUAUAGAUUUCAUGCAUGCAAUGAUGUCGAUUUUGGUAUUUUUAGCAAUUACAAUGUUUGAUAAUAAUGUGGUGCAUUGCUUUUGUCCAGAACCAUCAAAAGAGAUGCAUGAAGUCCUCACCAUGUUGCCAUUGGCCAUUGGAGUCCUCACCAUGUUCCUACUCAGAGACAUGGAAUUGGUUUUCCUCUUACAGCGUAUAAAUAAUUGAGAUCUUUUUUAUGUUCAUUGUUGUAUCCGAUUUCUAGGUUUUUAAUUAUUUCCUUCGUCGUUUUGGUUUGUUUUUGUUUCCAAUGUUGUCUUGUCUUUAAACCGUUUCUAAAUGGAUCGGAUUGCAAUCGUAUGUAUCGGCUUUGUUUCUUUUCUUUUGAGCUUAAACAAUGAAAUUCAAGAAGGUUAAUUACUCUUUCAUGAAUUUCUUUGAA
Messenger RNA from Trifolium pratense (red clover), 892 nucleotides. Its product is annotated as protein DMP6-like. The record is from RefSeq and is a predicted model, not a curated record. Lineage: Eukaryota; Viridiplantae; Streptophyta; Magnoliopsida; Fabales; Fabaceae. Bases 124 to 678 code for a protein of 184 amino acids. Gene Ontology annotation, biological process: endomembrane system organization. The transcript has a single exon.